This is a messenger RNA of Amphibalanus amphitrite, 3055 nucleotides long. RefSeq names its product peroxidase-like. Gene Ontology annotation, molecular function: peroxidase activity; heme binding. Lineage: Eukaryota; Metazoa; Arthropoda; Thecostraca; Balanomorpha; Balanidae. The record is from RefSeq and is a predicted model, not a curated record. The transcript has a single exon. The coding region runs from base 210 to 2675 and encodes 821 amino acids. Gene Ontology annotation, biological process: response to oxidative stress.
CGCACCGCCGGCGCCGCCGGUUGACGCACUGAAGCUCUCCUCUCGGACGGAGCGAAACGGCCGGCUCGUCCGUCUGUUCGUCUACCUGUCUAUCCGUGAUUCGUCUCUCCGUCUGUUCACCCGAUUCUCCGUCCAUACACCUUUCCCAUCCGUCUGUUUGCCUGUCUCUCCGUCUAGUGUCCGCACCAGUACCUCGUGUGUAGGCCGUGAUGGGCCACUCACUGCUCCGUCUUGCUGUGCUUCUGGCGCUGGCUAGUGCCGCCCUCGGCUGCACCUGCCGGGAGCCCACAGCCUGUCCAGAGGCCGUGGUGUCCGAGUCGCCCGAGCUCUGUAAGCUGGACGGCGGUCGCCAGGGUGUCUGCUGUCCCACGGAGGCAGUCACCGCGGCCCGGGCGGCGACCGCGCAGGGCUCCCGUCGCGCUCCGUCCCGCACCGCGAGCCAGACGUUCCUGAGCCAGGCCCCGCGCACGGUGAGCACAAGCGGCGGUGAUUUGGGCUCGCUACCGACCGGCGCCCGUCGACUCCUCACCAAGUUCCCGCUGGACUCGGCCGACCAGAGGGUGCCCCAGCAGACGGCCAGGUCGCGCAGGCCGGGUCAGUUCAGUGCGGCCGUUCCUGAUCAGACCGCCCUGUUCUCUGUCCGGGCCAGACAGUCUCCCCGGGAGCCCAGCGGGACCACACGACUGAACGCCCUCAAUGCGCGGACUUCCCCAGAGGCACAGCGCAGCGCGGCGCGCUCCCUGCGGACCCUGCAGCGCGUCCAGGCCAGAGCGGCCUCCGCGGCUCCGCGCACCACGCGGCCGCCACGCGUCACCCGGCCGCCGCGGCUCCUGACCUCCAGCCUGCGUCGGAUCGGCAUCCCCACAUUGCCCUCAUUCAGUCCAACUAACUUCCGUAAUGUCCGCGCGCCCCGGGCCGGACUCAGCAUCCAGGGGCCGGUCGGUGUCUGCGUACCUGAGAAGCCGCUCAAUUGCAACAGCGGCACUCCUCACCGUACCUACGACGGUAGCUGCAACAACCUGUAUCAGACGCACUGGGGCCGGCGGCUGCGCGGUCUGCGCCGUCUCUUCGACAGCACCUACUGGGACAGCGUGUACUCGCCGCGGAUCCACUCUGCGGCUGGCGGUCUGCUGCCGAGCGCCCGGCUGGUCAGCGCCCAGGUGAUGAGUUCCAGCAGCGUGCAGCACCAGCUCUUCACCACAGCAGUGACCGUGUUCGGUCAGUUCGCCGAUCACGACCUCUCCAUAUCUCCCAUCUUCCACCGGAGCGGAGGAUACGGCUCGACCAGCCCGAUCGAGUGCUGCGAGCCCAACCACCAGUUCCCGGCCCAGCCGCUCCAUCCGCAGUGUUUCCCCAUCCCCGUGGCCGCCAACGACCCGUUCUACCAGACCUGGAACGUGCGCUGCCACAACUUCGUACGCAGCAUCCCGGCGCCGGACCCGCAGUGUCUACCGCGGCCGGCCACGCAGCUGAACGACAUCACCACCUGGUUGGAUCUGUCGCAGGUGUACGGCUCGGAGGGUCAGCAGGCGCGCGGUCUGCGCACCAGUACCGGCGGGCGGCUGAAGACGAGUACAGGGAACCUGCUGCCGCGCCAGCCGCCCCCCUCGGGCGAGUGUGUCAGCGGCAUCUGUUUCCUGGCCGGCGACACGCGUGCCAACGAGAACACGCUGCUGACGCUGCUACACACGGUGCUGGUGCGCGAGCACAACCGGGUGGCGGCGGCGCUGGCCGCGCGACACACGAGCUGGAGUGACGAGCGUCUCUACCAGCAGGCGCGGCGCAUCAACAUCGCCCAGUGGCAGCACAUCGUCUACCGCGAGUGGCUGCCCACCAUCGUCGGAUUCCAGUACGCCAACAGCGUCGGCCUGCGCGGCUUCGGCCGGUACACCUACACGCCAGCCCUGCGGCCCGACAUCAGCACCGAGUUCUCCACUGCGGCCUUCCGUCUUCACUCCCUGGUGCAGGGUGUCAUCAGCCUGGUCACCCAGCACGGCACGCUGCAGCGCCAGCUAAAACUCACCGAGAACUACUUCCGACCCGACUCGCUGGUGAUUACGAGCCUGUUCACCAACAUGGCACGCGGCAUGACCCAGCAGCGGCCUCAGAGCUUCGACCGGCGGUUUGUACAGGCCGUGCGCGGCGACCUGUUCAAGUUCGGAGCGUUCGGGUUGGACCUGGUGGCGGCUAACAUUCAGCGGGGCCGGGAUCACGCCCUGCCUACCUACGCCACCGUGGCUGCCGCCUGCGGCUCCCGCAGCAUCACCGGCUGGUUCAGCUUCCUCAGCUUCAUGGACUGGGCGGACGUGUUGCGGCUGAAGAAGGUGUACGCCCACUGGCGGGACGUCGACCUGUUCGCCGGUAUCAAUCUCGAGAAGCGGGCGCCGGGAGCCAUGGUCGGCCCCACCGCCCGCUGCGUGAUCGCUGACCAGUUCCUGCGGCUGCGCUACGGCGACCGCUUCUUCUACGACCAGGCCGGCCAGGCGGGCAGCUUCAGCUGGCAGCAGCUGCAGCAGCUGCGCCGCUCCUCCAUGGCGCGCCUGCUCUGUGACAACGUGGGCGCCGGCUUCGACAGCGUCCAGCCGCUGGCCUUCAUCAGGCCCAUCCCACUGCUGAACCCCGUGGUCGACUGCCAGUCCUACCGCAUACCCAAAGUCGACCUCAGCAUAUUCUGAGCGGUCGCGGCGCUUCGUAGAGCCAAAGGGGUGUUUUUAUAUUGGGUAAGAAUGAAAUCACCCUUGAAAUCACGCCAUAAUCGUCGGAUAAUCUACACCACCAAGGUGUGCGUGAACCUAGCUUUGCGCAGUAUAAUGAAUGACAGCCUGCGUCAGGAGGGAAUGAAGUUGCUACACAUUUUAUAAGGGCAGAUUUUUGUAGGGUACCACCCGAAUUUCUUCGCAAUGGCAGGCUGGCUCUUGCCACAGCAAGAGGAGUCUUCAACUGAUUUUCUAAGCACAUGUGUAUUGUGUUUGCACUGUCUGCUAUAUUUACAGAUCAGGCAAUGAUAACGAUAUCGGUGUGGGUAUGACGGUGUCUUCGAAAUAAACAUGCGUCU